Messenger RNA from Aureobasidium uvarum, 1683 nucleotides. Lineage: Eukaryota; Fungi; Ascomycota; Dothideomycetes; Dothideales; Saccotheciaceae. The record is from the annotation of a GenBank genome assembly.
AUGGCAACUUCAACUGGCAGCGACACAAAUGGCAUAUCCAUUCAACAACCAAAACCGCGCCAUCCAAACUCACAGCCCUUGAGCGCAUACCGCCAAGAUGUUGCCACCGCACCUUCACCAACCCCUUCCAGCGUUCCAAGUACGCCGGGCCCAAGUACUCCUACCAACGCCCCACCCUCGAUCAAGGCAACCACGUCGGCUCGCAAACAAGUCCGCGCAGAGCAAAAGAGAGCCUUUCCAAGGAUACAAUAUGCCGCUCGUGUCAGUCACUUUGACCCGCGCUCCGAACACUCCAACUUUAGAGGCUUCUUUGUCCUCUUCUGGAUAGCUUUGACCAUCAUGGUUCUUACCACCAUGCUGCGCAACCUGAAAGAAACGGGCUUCCCUCUGAGCAUGCGCCAAUGGGGCUUGUUUACAAAGAACAUCUACGAGAUGGCCAUAGUAGACUUGAUCAUGGUCGCUAGCACGGGUCUAAGUCUGCCUUUGAACAAACUGUUCAAAAACAGCAAGGGUUGGCUACAGUGGAAGCACCAAGGCAUGAACGUGCAGAUCCUGUACCAGGCCUUUUGGCUAUUACUGUGGGUCACUUGGCCCUUUGUGCGCGACUGGACAUGGACCGCCCAGGUCUUCUUCACUCUGCAUCUUCUCGUCAUGUUUAUGAAGAUGCAUUCGUACGCCUUCUACAACGGCCAUCUCGCCAACACCCUACAACGUCUGUCUGCACUCGACAACCCUGCUUCGGACGCCUCGACCGCUGCCGCAGUCAAGUACCCCUCGUCACAGACUCCAAUCGAUGUUAUCAGCCAAGAAUUGAAAGAGGAAGAGACGACACAGGCAGGUUCUUUGACACAAUUGCGUGAAGACUUGGCCAUGGAGUUGGUUUCUCCUUUCGGCCGCCUCACCUACCCUCAAAACCUGACGGUCGCUAAUUAUUGCGAUUUCCUGUUCUGUCCGACACUGUGCUACGAACUCGAAUAUCCCCGUACAAGCUCUCGUUCCUAUCUCGAAAUCUUUUGGAAAACUCUGGCAGUAGGCGGCAUCAUCUUCCUGCUCACCAUAACUUCCGAAGAGUUCAUCAUUCCGGUGCUUGACGAGUCUGCUGAGAGGUUAGAACAUCAGCACAACUGGCAAGAGGGCAGUCUGGUCUUUGCAGAGACGGUCAGCAGACUACUCUUUCCGUUCAUGGUUGCUUUCUUGCUGGUCUUUCUUGUCAUCUUUGAAUAUCUCCUCGGUGCCUUUGCAGAGAUUACUUGUAAGUUUGAAGCCUUCGAUCGUGAUAUAGAGAAGCACUUCCUAAUGCCUCUUAGGUNNUUCGCCGAUCGACAAUUUUAUUCGGACUGGUGGAACAGUCUCGACUGGCUCGAGUUUUCUCGCGAAUGGAACAUCCCUGUCCAUCACUUCUUCCGUCGCCACGUUUACUCGGCAUCUCGCAACACCAUGUCUCGUCCCGUGGCCACUUUCAUCACCUUCCUGGUCUCUAGUAUAGCACACGAGCUCGUCAUGGGUUGCAUCACACGCAAGUUCCGUGGAUACGGCUUCGUGGCCAUGAUGUUGCAGAUGCCGAUAGUCUUGGUUCAGCGCAGCCCCUGGAUUCGCAACAGAACCAUUCUCAAUAACGUCCUGUUCUGGUGCAGUAUGAUCUUGGGCUUGAGCAUGAUGUGCGCGUUGUAUGUUCUGUUGUAG